Messenger RNA from Panicum hallii, 802 nucleotides. RefSeq names its product DNA-binding protein DDB_G0278111. The coding region runs from base 150 to 536 and encodes 128 amino acids. Lineage: Eukaryota; Viridiplantae; Streptophyta; Magnoliopsida; Poales; Poaceae. The record is from RefSeq and is a predicted model, not a curated record. The transcript is spliced from 7 exons. Gene Ontology annotation, molecular function: DNA binding. Gene Ontology annotation, cellular component: nucleus; cytosol.
GAACCAAGCCGGGUCGCGUUCGACCCACGCGGAAGCAGAAGAAAAGGCUCGAUUCGCUGUUCCCUGUCCACAGCUCGCCGCGGAGGCCGUCGCCGCCCAAGUGAGGUCCGGAGUGAAGAGGCUUGCGAUCUCCGCUGCGCGCGCGAAAGAUGGCUGACCCAGAGUUGGAAGCUAUCAGGCAGAGGAGGAUGCAAGAGCUAAUGGCACAGCGUGGUGGGGCAAAUCAGCAAAAUGCAGGCCAACAAAAAGCUCAAGAAGAUGCAAAACAGGAAGCUGAGGAACGCAGACAGAUGAUGCUUGCUCAGAUAUUAUCUUCUGAAGCCAGAGAAAGGCUCUCCCGCAUAGCUUUGGUCAAACCUGAAAAAGCUAGAGGGGUGGAGGAUGUUCUGCUUCGAGCUGCUCAAACUGGUGGAAUAUCUGAAAAGGUGUCAGAAGAAAGGCUCAUCUCACUUCUGGAGCAAAUUAACACCCACACAACCAAGCAAACCAAAGUUACGAUUCAGAGGCGUCGGAGUGUCCUUGAUGACGACGACUAGAUGUGACCUGCAAGCUUCCUACUGAUGGAUUAAGAGCGGUGCUGAACUGUUUGCUUAAAAACGAUGAUCCGCUGUGACAGUCACCAGCCAUCAAAAACUUGGUAGAUUAUUCCGUGGAUCUUUGGUUGUAUAUGAUCCGAAGUCUUAUUGGUGUGCCCAUUGAGGACAGUCGAUAUUGGCUGUGUUUAUCCCAGAAACACUUUGCUCUUCCUAAGCUACGGCAUUAAUGGGUGUUUGUGUCCACUCCUACCCGGUCGAGCCAGCCU